This is a messenger RNA of Eriocheir sinensis (Chinese mitten crab), 1366 nucleotides long. RefSeq names its product phenoloxidase-activating factor 2-like. The transcript has 4 exons. Gene Ontology annotation, molecular function: serine-type endopeptidase activity. Bases 152 to 1288 code for a protein of 378 amino acids. Gene Ontology annotation, biological process: proteolysis. The record is from RefSeq and is a predicted model, not a curated record. Lineage: Eukaryota; Metazoa; Arthropoda; Malacostraca; Decapoda; Varunidae.
GGAGAAGGGGGGAGGAAGGGGGAGGGAGUGGGGAGCGCAUGUAUAUAUAGCCAGCGCUCGUGGUGUCGCCGUCCAGUAGUUGGCUAGUCGGCAGAGGAGCAGUAAACAACUUCUUAUUCGUCUGAUCCGCUGUAUCCUCCCUCUGUUAAGGAUGCGACAGCUGGUGGUCCUUGCUGUCCUGGUGGCCCUGGCCGCUGCGAGCCCCCGGGAGCGGCGCAGCGAGAUUCUCCAGGAGUAUGAAAAGUGUAGGGGCGGCGCCGGCGUGUGCGUGCCCUACUACCUGUGCCAGAACGAUACCGUGGUCACCGACGGGGCGGGAAUCAUCGACAUCAGGCUCGGGCCGGUCCAGGAGUGCCCCAACUUUAUCCACACCUGCUGUAAGAAUCCCGUCAUCACCGCCACUCCGAAGCCUCCUCAAAUCUACGAGCCCGUUUGCGGCAUUAGGAACACUCAGGGCAUCGAUGUCAGGAUCACGGGCUUCAAGUCCAACGAGACCCAGGUGGGCGAGUUCCCGUGGAUGGCCGCCGUGCUCAAGAAGGAGGUCGUGUCGGGCGAGGAGAUCAACCUCUACGUGUGCGGCGGCUCCCUCAUCCACCCGUCCAUCGUCAUGACCGCCGCCCACUGCGUUUACAAGCACGCCGGCAGCCCCUCCCCCUACCGCGUGCGCCUCGGGGAGUGGGACACGCAGAACGAGUACGAGCCCUACAAGCACCAGGAGCGUAACGUGGUACAGGUUAUCACCCACCCGAAGUUCAACCCCAGCAACCUCCACAACGACUACGCCCUCCUCAAGCUUGAAUACCCCGUUGAGCUGUCCCUUAACGUGAACCCAAUCUGCCUGGACAACAGCCCGUCCAUCAAAGACCCUAAACAUGACUGUGUGGUCACCGGCUGGGGCAAGGACAGGUUCGGCAAGGCGGGUGUCUUCCAGAAUGUGCUCAAGAAGAUUGAUCUCCCCUUCUACUAUUUCGACGCCUGCCAGAACGCGCUCCGCACCACCAGGCUGGGACCUUUCUUCAAGCUGGACCCGUCCUUCCUGUGUGCCGGCGGCCAGGAGGGCAAGGACUCCUGCAGCGGCGACGGAGGCUCCCCGCUCGUGUGCCUGGACUCGAGCAAGAGCCAGUACGUGCAGAUCGGCAUGGUGGCGUGGGGCAUCGGCUGCGGCACGGGCGGCAUCCCGGGGGUGUACGCCGACGUGCUCUACGGCUACGACUGGAUCCUGAAUGAGGCCCCCAAGCUGCUGUCGGACGUGGAUCGGCCCGUAACCGACUACUGGAAGUACGCUUAACGCCGCCCCUCCCCGCACACGCGCCUCAAGUGACGGAAUGUAAUUUAUAUGCUGCGACAAUGAAGUAAAUUUACAGUA